Molecule: messenger RNA, 2019 nt
Organism: Echinops telfairi (small Madagascar hedgehog)
Lineage: Eukaryota; Metazoa; Chordata; Mammalia; Afrosoricida; Tenrecidae
Gene: CLN6
Product: CLN6 transmembrane ER protein
Exons: 7
Coding region: 1-1086 (361 amino acids)
Source: RefSeq, a predicted model, not a curated record
AUGGCCGCCGCCAACUCCAACACCCGUUUGGUCGCCACCGCUGCUGCCGCCUGGCGCCCCCGGAGGCCGCGUUCGCCAGAGCUUCAAACGUGGACCCUCACAGCCCAUCCAACAGGGCGCCGCCGCCGCCGCGCCCAGGCAGCAGUGCGGCCCGGCGGGGCGGACACACCGAGGGGGCCUCGUGCCGCCGCGGGGGGCGCGCCGGUGACCCAGCCCCGACGGGGAGGAGGGAGGCAUGGCUCCGUCAAGGCUGAUGAGGCUGCCCGCACGGCUCCCUUCCACCUUGACCUCUGGUUCUACUUCACCCUGCAGAACUGGGUUCUGGACUUUGGCCGCCCCAUUGCCAUGCUGGUGUUCCCUCUGGAAUGGUUUCCACUCAACAAGCCCAGUGUGGGGGACUACUUCCACAUGGCCUACAACGUCAUCACCCCGUUUCUCCUGCUCAAGCUCAUAGAGCGGUCCUCGCGAACCCUGCCACGCGCCAUGAUCUACGUCAGCGUCAUCACUUUCAUCAUGGGCGCCAGCAUCCACCUGGUGGGAGAUUCCGUGAACCACCGCCUGCUCUUCAGUGGCUACCAGCACCACCUGUCCGUCCGGGAGAACCCCAUCAUGAAGAAUCUCAAACCGGAGACGCUGAUCGACUCCUUCGAACUGCUCUACUACUACGACGAGUACCUGGGCCACUCCUUGUGGUACAUCCCCUUCUUCCUCAUCCUCUUCAUGUACUUCAGCGGCUGCUUCACGCCCACCAAAGCUGAGAGCUCGAUGCCAAGGGCGGCCCUGCUCCUGGUGGUGCCCAGCGGCCUGUACUACUGGUACCUGGUCACCGAGGGCCAGAUCUUCAUCCUCUUCAUCUUCACCUUCUUCGCCAUGCUGGCCCUCGUGCUGCACCAGAAGCGCAAGCGCCUCUUCCUGGACAGCAACGGCCUCUUCCUCUUCCACUCCUUUGUGCUCGCGCUCCUGCUCGUGGCGCUCUGGGUUGCCUGGCUGUGGAACGACCCGGUCCUCAGGAAGAAGUACCCGGGCGUCAUCUACGUCCCCGAGCCCUGGGCCUUCUACACCCUCCACGUCAGCAGCCACCACUGAGGGCCCGGCGCCACCUCCCCCACCCCUCCCACCGGGAGGCUGCCUGCGUGCCCGUCGCCUGUUACUGAGCUAGUUCUGCCCUUCUCGGGGGCGGCACUUGGACCAGGUCGCCCCUUGGUCCCAAGGUGGGGCAGGGGCUAGGCUUGCUGCUGCCUUCCGGGGUAGCUGGAGGCCCAGCCACCCGUUGUCCCUGCCCUCUCUCAUCAGGGCGGUGUGGGGGUGCCCCUAGCCCUCACUUAACUUCAGGCCCGCCAGGGUGUUGUCACCACCUGGGAGCCAGAGACUCGCCAGCGCCCUCCCUGACUGCACCAGCCUGGCUCAGGGCCAGGGCGCCCACUCUCCCCUCCCUCUGCCAGAGACCUGUCUCCGUACUUCUCCAGAAAAGCUAGGGUGCCCCCUUCACGGCAGCCUGGUCACAGGUAUUUGAGCUGCACUGAAGGCCAGCGUCUCGAAAGCUCAGCGAGGCUCUCCCACCCAUCGAGGGGAGGGAGGCGGGGUGUGGAACGUCAGGCUCUGCUUUCAGCGUGGUCUGUUGUCUCUGGAUCCGGCCUGGCCCUGCUCCCUGGAAAGGGAGGCCUCUUCCCGGGUCCACUCCGCCUGGGCCCUACGUGGCUGGAGGCACCACAGCCUCUCCCUCAGCACCUGCCGCUGUGCCUUACAGGACAGGCUUCCUCCCUCAUCUCAGGUAGCCCAAGCUUCAGCAGCCUCUUUCCUGGGAGGGGUCCUCUUAAAGCCCUCUGGGGUCCUCUAUACCUUCAGGGGGUGGGGCAUAUGAAUAAAGGUCUUGAGCAGCCUGGUUGCUGGGUGGGAGCAGGACCGCUGGCUAAGGCAGGGACCCCUCUGGCAGCAAUAAAUACAAACUAAGACAAUGAGAUUGGCCCUCGCAGGGGCACUUCUAUCAACGUUCAAAAUAAACACGAGAGGAUGUGCAGA